Aspergillus pseudotamarii is the source of this 2408-nucleotide messenger RNA. RefSeq names its product nucleoside phosphorylase domain-containing protein. Gene Ontology annotation, molecular function: catalytic activity. The record is from RefSeq and is a predicted model, not a curated record. The transcript has 6 exons. Gene Ontology annotation, biological process: nucleoside metabolic process. Bases 312 to 2267 code for a protein of 651 amino acids. NCBI's taxonomy places the organism in Eukaryota, Fungi, Ascomycota, Eurotiomycetes, Eurotiales, Aspergillaceae.
AGCGCAAUACAUGUCAUGUCCGUUCCAGUGCAGCGCAAUGACACGUCCAACGAUUAUUAUUAUACUAUUUCUGCGACCUAGCGCUACGUAAAGUUGUAGCUAAGGAACCGCGCUAUUGUUUUCUUCCUGGCUAUCUUUCGGAGAAAUUACCCGCACUUUUAUCUUAGCGCUACAUAUCGACUUCGACGAGGAUACCGACGCGGCGACUGGGACUCGACCCAGACCUUUCAACUAGAUAGACGAUAGUGCUACCUGGAUAUCUGUCACACGCGAUCCUGCCCGUUGUCAAUACUGCCUAAGUUGCCGUGGAAAUGCUCGGAACUACAGCACGGCCCGAUGACCGCGAGUUCACCGUUGGCUGGGUUUGCGCUCUCUUCAAAGAAUACAUCGCGGCUCUGGAAAUACUAGAUCAGACCUACGACGAUACCACGAAGAGCUCGCUGACAAGUGAUGGUCGCAGUUAUUACACUCGCGGUCGCAUUGGAGGACACAGAAUAGUGGUUGGUUGUUUGCCAAUUGGCCGGUACGGGCUAGUGUCCACAUCCACAGUCGCGGAGGACAUGAAGAUGAGAUUCCCAUCUAUAAAUCUAGGCUUCAUGGUCGGAAUUGGUGGCGGUGCCCCGAGCGAAAAAAAUGAUGUUCGUCUUGGAGAUGUGGUUAUUGGAACGAAGGUAGUUCAAUACGGACUCGGUAAGAAAACACCGAGUGGAUUCCAAGUCACUGGUCACACAUUCACACCAGCUCCUAUCCUUCUUCAUGCGGUGACUGGACUGAAAACACGCAUUUUCGAUGGGUUAGACCUUGCAACAUCCUUAGAGCAAAUGGUCGCAAAAUCUCCACCGAUGAAAGCGACAUUCGGACGCCCUGAAUCGCAUACGGAUCGCCUGUACAAUCCUCGAUACGUUCAUCUUGACAACUGUGAUUGCACCAACCAUAGACCUCAAGAUCAAGUGCAUUUAAUACAAAGGCCCUCCCGUGGCAAGGAUCAAGUCAGGGUCCACGACGGGAUAAUCGCAUCUGCCGACCAAGUCAUAAAAGAUGCCACGGCUCGAGAUCAAAUCGCCCACGAAUUCGAUGCUCUUUGUUUCGAGAUGGAAGCAGCUGGCCUCAGCGACAGCUUAAAAUGGAUUGCUAUUCGCGGGAUCUGUGACUAUUCCGACUCACACAAAAAUGAUCGAUGGCAUGGCUAUGCUGCUGCUGCUGCCGCUCUCUGUGCCAAAGAGCUGCUGCUCACUAUUCCUCCGGUCAAUUCCACAGGCAUGGAGCGUGUGACUGAGCACAAACGGUGGGAAGUUGACCGUGCGGACUUCAUGCGGGUGCUUGAAAAGCUGCCCACUGGAAUAGCGACGACCAUGCACAGUGCCCUCAUUGGAAUCUGCGUCUUACUGGCUAUUUUUGGACAGUUGAUUUGGUCUUUUUACCUCUGGCCUCCGAUGAAACAGUUUGGGGGUGCACCCAUACAUAUAAACAUCCACGUUUCCCAGCAAGCAGUGUCCCAUACACGAAGACAAAGUGAAGUGGAUUGGUUUUCUACCGUACAGUGGAACGGUGCUGAGGGGGAAAAGGUGAUGGGCAGUACUGCAGAACUUCUCCAAGGGGUCCGAGCCCUGAUCGGCAAAGAGAUCGGCAGAAACAUUUCGAUCAGUAUCCCACAUGAUACUACUACUGGUGGUCCACUUUCCCCUGUCGACUCGAGCUGUGACCCACUGGAGAGGAGAACAGAUUCUGUAUCGAGUGCAUCCAAGCCACCAGUGCCUCCACGUUCCAAGAAACCACGCGGCUACGUGUCGAGGCGUAACACACAGAUUCCAGUUCCCAAUUCCAUGGCGAGGAAAAACAAACAAUCAGCAGAACGCAAAAAUAACAAAUCUGAAGUGGCCGGCGAGGAUGUUCCAGAAAUUGUGGCUCUAAUCAAUGAAUUUCGAGGGCGGGCAUCAAUGAGCGCUCCCGGCACCUUUAAUGUAUCCGGCGCAAGUUUCCAGGGGAGGUUCAUUGUUGAUGGCCGCGAACUUCAUAUUGAUGGCCAAUUCUAUCAACAUAUUGGGCAGACUCAAGCAACCCCUGUAACCCUGACGUACGAGGCCGUCGAUGAUUUACAUGGCACUUACGAAAUCGACCAAGGGUCAUCAUCUAUUGGCCCGACCGAGCUGAAGAUCAAAGCUCUGAAUACCCAAGAAAAGACUAUUUCGCUCAGUGGCACGAUCACUCCGCCUACCCCUUCCACACAUCAAGUCAGCGGUGCUUUACACAUCGCGAUUCAUGAGUAAGAUGUUGUUAACUUGCGAGACAACCAUCAGAUCGGACCGGCGGGGAGGUGAGUGAGGAUGGGAAUGGCUGGGGAGCACGGCACGGUUCCAUACGCAAGCGUAUUCUGGUCAAGAUGUUAUUAGUCCUGCGGAUCGUUUGAC